Molecule: messenger RNA, 2837 nt
Organism: Camponotus floridanus (Florida carpenter ant)
Lineage: Eukaryota; Metazoa; Arthropoda; Insecta; Hymenoptera; Formicidae
Gene: Plekhm1
Product: pleckstrin homology domain-containing family M member 1
Exons: 4
Coding region: 551-2716 (721 amino acids)
Source: RefSeq, a predicted model, not a curated record
UCGCAAGCAUCACAAGUGUAACGACGAUAGCGAAGGCGAGGUGAUGGGUGAUAGCGCGACCUGUCGUCGGGUCACGUACUAUUCUCAAAGUUCUCGAGGAAUAGACGGUGUCCUAGAAAUGUUAUAUGAGGUGACGGAGGUGACCACCUGACGCGUAGUUUGGACAGUAGGGAACAGCUGGCCGAUAGUGCGAUGAAUUGUCUUUCAAGGAUCUAACCUACUUCACGCACGCAGUUGGAGCGAUAACGCUGACGUGUGUGGACUCUCGUCCGGCGUUAUCAUUGACGCAUAAGAUGAUCUCAUCGCUUCGCGACAGCACUUCCCUGUUUCUUGGUCAGUAUAAUCGCGACGACCGCAAGCCUCGAGCGUAAUUGGAGCGAUAUAUCCGAGGACGACGACGCGUAGUCGUGACACCACGAGGACAUCUCCGGAGGCUUAGUUCGACUCCGGGUGAUCCUCCGCCUCUCUCACGACGCGAAGAUGCUCCAGCGACGACAUCGUCGUAAAAGACGUAUUUUCGCUGUGACAUACCGUAUCGAUAGCGUGCAAGAUGAAUUCGCUGCUGAAGACGGUCCACUCUAUAGCGGGCAACAAGAGGAACUUGCUAGUCAGGGAUUCUCUGCAAAAACAGCUCAAUACGAGUGUCAUGGAGAUGCAGAGCGCGCCAAGGGUUGCCGACGAUGGCGUCGUCAGCAACUGCGACGAGAGCAUGACCCUAUGCUCUGUGCUCGAGGCUAUCUUCCUUCACGGCUUGAAAGACAGCCUGCUGAAUCGAGUAACGGAAGCUCUCAGCGGUCCCGACUUCGACGCUAUGCCACAGCCGAGUUUCUGGGGUCCGCUGCUCGUGUUCUCUCAUCGUCAAAUCAUAGACCAGAUACAAGCGUUGAGCCAAGUAACCACAGAGGUUGGUUAUUGUCGAGCUUGGAUACGAUUGGCGCUAAACGAGGGUCUAUUAGCUAGCUACUUUUGCUCCAUAAGGAGGGACAAUUCCGCUUUAAAGCCGUAUUACAAUCGUUCCGCUUACAUCAGGGAUGUAGAUCUUGUCGAGGUUGCGCAAAAAUUAAUAGAAAGCUUGGAUUACAUGCGAUUCGAGUUGGCUUGCAAUAGUAGCCUUUUAAACUUUUGGUCUACUACUCCUUUGCUGAUAGCCGGCAUUUGGUCGCCGCCGAUGAAAUCUUGUCCCGUGUUUAGUGCGGUAGAUAUAGCGAAAACUAUAACCACCGAAUCGACCGACAACUUUGACGAAAUAGAAACUGCAAGUUCUAUCGGUAGUUCAAUUGGAAUAGGAUCAUUUACUUCCUCGCAGUCGAUGUUUAAUAAUGUAGCAUCUAUCAGUGAAGACGAAGCGCUUAAAAUUAUUUUAGCUAACAAAAAAUCUGAUAAUAUUGCCCGACACGAGCACAACAAUCCCGCGGAUACUAGAAUGGAUAAAACGCAGGAAGACAUGACUCAACAGUUGCACAGUAAUUCUGAGGAUACUGUGAUAAAAAGUCAAAUGGUAGAUAAACAAGAGGUCAAGGAAGUACGACAGAUAUCAAAUGGUAAUGUGGAAACAGAAGAUGUAGAUAAUAUUGUUGCUGAUAUGGAAGAUCCAGCGUUACAAAAUAUUUUGAGAGGUAACGAUAUCAUUAAUGACACAACUGCGGCUACCGUAGGAAAUUCAUUAAUAGGAAAAUUGGGAUGGUCGACCUCAUUUGAAGAUUGUCAAUCUUCUUUAACUUCUUCCGUGAUAUCUCACGGAUCUACAAAGGAUGCACCUCGUACACCUGCCGAUGGUCCUACAUACGAUGCGCUUAUCCAAAGUUAUCAAACUGCUGGAAGUAGUACAGUAUCAGAUCUACAAGAAUUCUUUAAAAAAUAUUCAAAAAAAGAGGAAACUGCCGAGGAAGAAUCUAAAGAUCAACCCGAACCAAAGGUUGCGAUAAAUUUUGAAGAACAACUAGGUAAUAUUUCAAGGGAAAAAGGUUUAGAUGUUCAAAAUUACAAUUGUUUCGAUUGUGGUGAUGCAGUCGGCAUGACUUUUUCCAAAGCGCACGUGUGCUCGUUUUCGGGUAAUUACUACUGUUCAAAGUGUAUGGCGGAAGGGCAAUAUCUCAUACCAUCGCGUAUGAUUCACAAUUGGGAUUUGAAACAAUAUCCCAUUAGCCGAAAAGCCGCUGCAUAUUUAACGGAAAAUCCAGCUCUUUUGGAUCUAAAGAUUCUGAAUCCAAAAAUUUACAUGGCGGUAGACACUAUGGCUCAAUUGCAAUCUUUGCGAAUACAGUUGAACCUGCUGAGAGCGUAUUUAUUCACGUGUCGCGAACCUAUUAUCGAAUCUUUGCAAAAGAAGGUUGCCCCUAGAGACUAUUUAUACGAACACGUUCAUCAAUAUUCCGUUUUAGACCUUCAUGACAUACCCAAUGGAAUUCUUGCGCAACAACUUCAAAAAGUUGUCGAAUUUGCGAGAAAUCAUGUAAUCAAUUGUUGGCUCUGCAGUCAGAAGGGUUUUAUAUGCGAAGUCUGUAAUAACACAAAAGUCAUUUAUCCUUUUGAUAUGGAAUCCACGUUUCGAUGCGGGGCGUGCAAUGCCGUAUUUCAUACGGACUGCUUAAACGCAAGUAAACCUUGUCCAAAAUGCGAACGCAGACGUAAACGGAUGGACAUGCCUCUUUUAGAUAUGGGAUGUACAGACCUAUCGCAUAACAGUGUAUCCUCGUCUCCGAUUAAUAUGAAUUAAUGUACAUUAUUUGAUAUGUUUAUACUAACAUUGUUUUAUCAUCCUUUUAUCGCUUUAAGCAGUAUUGUUUGUAUAACUUGCAUUCCAAAAGAUUAAUUUCACUAGUCGCAAUCAUAAUUUU